AUGGCGUGGCCCAACAAGAACAAGGAUAUGUUAUACCGCCGUGUUGGCAACUCCGGAUUGCAUGUUUCAGCGCUGGGUCUGGGAGGAUGGCUAACCUACGGAGGCCAUGUCGACAACGAGGUCACAUUUCAAUGCAUGAAACAGGCGUAUGACUGCGGAAUCAACUUCUUUGACACCGCCGAAAGUUACGCCGGAGGCCAAUCCGAGGUCGUGAUGGGACAGGCAAUCAAGAGAUUCGAGUGGAAGCGAAGCGACAUAGUCAUUAGCACCAAGCUCAACUGGGGCCUGGCCAACGGUGAAAUCCUGAUCAACAACCACGGGUUAUCGCGCAAACAUAUUAUCGAGGGUACCAAAGCGUCGCUUGAACGACUUCAACUAGACUAUGUUGACAUCAUCUACGCCCACCGGCCCGAUCGAUUAACCCCGAUGGAGGAGACGGUAAGGGCAUUUAACUUUGUGAUUGAGAAGGGAUGGGCCUUCUAUUGGGGAACAUCGGAGUGGUCGGCGGAUGAAAUCGCAGAAGCUUGUGGUAUUGCUAAAUCACUGGGUCUGAUUGCACCGAUCGUGGAGCAGCCACUGUACAACAUGCUAGACCGCGAGAAGGUCGAAGGCCAGUACCAGCGGCUGUAUUCACGAUUCGGGAUUGGUCUCACAACAUUUUCACCAUUGAAGAUGGGUCUACUCAGUGGGAAGUAUAACAACUCAUCCGCUCCUCCUCCGGGGUCGCGAUUCGCAGAGAGCAAAGAUAGUUUCGCCCGCGGCGCACGGGAUACCUGGGAUAGUGACCAGUGGACAGGCAACGUGCAGAAGAUUGCUGGGAUACAGUCAUUGGCGGACAAGCUCGGGGUUAAGCUGUCGCAGCUCGCACUGGCCUGGUGCCUGAAAAAUGAGAAUGUCUCGUCCGUGAUUACUGGAGCGUCGCGCGCAGAACAGGUACUCGAUAACGUGAAGAGUCUCGAAUUGCUGCCGAAGUUGACGCCGGAGGUCAUGGGAGAGCUAGACGAAUAUCUCCAGAACAAGCCCGCUCAGGAUCCUGCGAGGCAAGGUUGA
Messenger RNA from Aspergillus puulaauensis, 1050 nucleotides. RefSeq names its product putative voltage-gated K+ channel beta subunit (KCNAB). Lineage: Eukaryota; Fungi; Ascomycota; Eurotiomycetes; Eurotiales; Aspergillaceae. The coding region runs from base 1 to 1050 and encodes 349 amino acids. The record is from RefSeq and is a predicted model, not a curated record. The transcript is spliced from 6 exons.